UGUUUGGGUGUGAUUUGUGGAUUCCGGGGGAAAGUCAAAACCCCGGCAUUUUUCACUGCUUUCUGCACAGUUGUCAGAUCAGCUGUAGCAGUCGACGGGAGAGCGGUGAUCGGCUUUGAUUUGUCGUCUUCAAACUCGUGUGUCUAAAGCUAAAAAGUGCCUGUUAGUCAGUUCAACAUGGAGAACCGAAAGCGACCAUUCGAGGCAGUUUCGAGCCCCGGUGAGAGCUUCAAAACGCCGGAGAAGAGAGUGUCCGCGGUCCGGGUGUCGGAUUCGGACUACAUGCAGUGGGGAGUGGAGGAAAUGUCUCUGUACCUGCGAAGAGAAGGUCUCGGAGAAUGGGAGGAAUCAUUUAGGGCGCAAAAAAUCACUGGUGUCGGGGUUCGGGACCUCAAGGAUGCUGACCUGGAGAAGAUUGGCGUACAGUGUCUGGGUGACCGUCUGCGAAUCCUCCACAGCCUCAGGAAGCUGUGGCAGAUUGAAACUGAGCCAAGCAAGGUGUUUAAUGAUCCUAUCCAUGGACAUGUGGUGUUACACCCACUUCUCAUCAAAAUCAUCGACACACCUCAGUUCCAAAGAUUACGAAACAUCAAGCAGUUGGGAGGAACCUACUUUGUCUUUCCAGGAGCAUCCCACAACCGGUUUGAACAUUCGCUUGGAGUGGGCUAUUUGGCUGGACAGCUUGUAAAAGCUCUGAACGAGAGGCAGCCAGAGCUCCUUAUCUCCCGCAGAGACGUCCUGUGUGUGCAGAUUGCCGGGCUGUGCCAUGACCUGGGACAUGGACCAUUUUCCCACAUGUUCGAUGCUGUGUUCCUCCCCAAAGCACGUCCAAAAAAGACCUGGAAGCAUGAGACUGCCUCUCUCUCCAUGUUUGACCAUCUGGUGGAUGACAAUGGCCUGAAGCCUGUGAUGGAGCAGCACGGGCUGGUGCUGCCUGAGGACCUGGACUUCAUUAAGGAGCAGAUUGCUGGACCAUUAGACACUAAUGCAGCUCAGAGCAAAAGGUGGCCAUACAAAGGCCGUCAGAAAGACAAGUCCUUCCUCUACGAAAUUGUGGCCAAUAAAAAGAACGGCAUUGAUGUAGAUAAGUGGGACUAUUUUGCAAGGGACUGUUACCACCUGGGUAUCCAGAACAACUUUGACUACAGCCGCUUCCUAAACUUUGCCAGAGUGUGUGAAGUGGACGGGCAGAAGAACAUAUGCACUAGAGAAAAGGAAGUAGGAAAUCUAUAUGACAUGUUCCACACCAGGAACUGUCUCCACAGGAGAGCCUACCAGCACAAAGUGUGCAACAUCAUAGAGACUAUGAUCACAGAAGCUUUUUUAAAAGCAGACCCGCACCUUCAGUUUGAAGGAUCAGAAGGAAAGAUGUUCACUCUGUCAACAGCCAUUGAUGACAUGGUGGCCUACACCAAGCUGACUGAUAAUGUGUUUGAACAAAUACUCAACUCGUCCUCACCCGAGCUGGCAGAGGCGCGACAGGUACUGCGCAACAUCGUCUGUCGACGCCUCUACAAGUGUCUGGGCCAAACUACCUCAGAAGAACCCAUAACUGUCACCCAGGAAACAAUUAAGAGCUGGGAAGCAGAUCUGGCUCGAGCCAUCCCACAGAGUGGGAGCCAGGAUGUCAAUCUGCAGCCAGAGGACUUCAUAGUUAGUGUUAUUGUUAUGGAUUAUGGGAUGAAGGAGAAGAACCCCAUCAACAAUGUGCGUUUCUAUUGCAAGAACGACGUGACUAAAGCCAUCCAGAUCCUCAAGAAUCAGGUGUCUAAAUUUCUCCCAGAGCACUUUGUGGAGCAGCUGAUUAGGGUCUACUGUAAGAAGACGGAUGAGAAGACACUGGAGGCUGCCAGGAAGCACUUUGUGCAGUGGUGCAUGGACAGGAACUUCUCAAAGCCUCAGGAUGGAGACAUAAUAGCCCCUGAGCUGACUCCUCUGAAACCCAGCUGGUCGAGCCCCAGUGAAGGCGAGGAUGGUGAAGAGGGUGUAUCCACAGAAGCAAACUCUGUCAAUGUAAAUGGACAAAAGAAGGCCAAAACUAAGCUGUUCUAAUAAGAGAGUGAGGGUUCACAUUUGGAGACAGAUCAGAUGAGACAGUGUGUCAUAUUUUUCAUAUUUUGUCAAGUGUGUUGAUGAGCAGAGCAAAUUGUUUUAUAACAAAAAGGCUUCAAAUAUUCAAAAAAGAAGCAAAGCAGCAUUUAAGAACUUGUUCUCAGGGUUUUGUUUGGUUUCGUUUUGUUUGGGUUCUUGUUACCACUACACAUCUUUGUGUUUUAAUCAUUUAAGCCUGGUUUUAAGUUACUUAUCUGGAAACUGAACUCUUGUCCAAAAGCCUCUCAUCAUGUAGUUAAAUGAUUUGAUAAAUCAAGUCAGGUAAAAUGUUACACAGACUGUAUUUCAGGGCAGUAUUUGUACAGCUGGUGUUGAAGUUUAUCAUUUUAUGUUAUUUUAUUGAACUUUCAGGUUUGAGGGUUUGUUUGUUUUUUUCAGAACUCUCAGGCUUUCAAAAGAAGCACAUCAAAAUGUUAUAAAUGACCCUCUGAUCAUAUUUAAAGUGAGCAUUUGUUUUUACUUAUUGGAUUGUUUGGACAGUUGGUUUGAUUUUUACUUUGAAUGCAUGUUUUCUUUGUUGAGUGUUUUGAAGUGUUUUAUUUAUUCUUCUUCUUACUAUAGCUCAGAUUGCUGACUGCCAUCUUUAAUUCAACGUUUCAAUGCAACAUUUUAAGUGGUGUUUGGGGUGCCUUUUAAAAAAGAUUUUGUCUUGCCAGGAUAUGGUGACAUCAUCAGGUCUUUGCUCAAUAUAUGCUUGAAAUAAUUUGCUGAAAAAUACAUAUGUAUUUUAUAAAACAUGUGAAUCAUAAAAGUACCAAAGUGGUGGAGAUAAUCUUGUCAAAAUAAAUGCUUUCUCUCAGUCAUGCCCUUCUGCAAGUGAUCUUUUUGAACACUAGAGGGCAUUGUUCAUUCAGUCAAGGCAAGGACUUUAUAUCAGGGUAAACGGCUGUUUUGUGGCCUGAUUGUUGCUUUACCUCUUUUCUUCAAACAAGACUGUCGGAGCCUUUAAGUAUGUGAUCAGCUUGAGGUAUUCGCAUAUACAUGUACAGUACCAGUCUAAAGUUUGGACACACUCAUGCAUUCAUUUGAAAGGGUGUGUCCAAACUUACUACGUACUAUAAGAGCUUUGUCAUUCAUUUCUUGUGGGUUCUUUGUGGAAUGCAAAAAUCAUUAAUCUGAAAAGCAAUCUCAGAAUUCUGUACUUACAUGUUCAGCCUUGAAGAAACAUGACUCCACAUUGGAAAAUCUUUUAAACCAAGAGUCAAAUUAUAAAGAAAUGCACAAUGUGAGUUGGUAUUUAAUAAUAAA
Archocentrus centrarchus (flier cichlid) is the source of this 3360-nucleotide messenger RNA. RefSeq names its product deoxynucleoside triphosphate triphosphohydrolase SAMHD1-like. The record is from RefSeq and is a predicted model, not a curated record. Gene Ontology annotation, cellular component: nucleus. Bases 178 to 2052 code for a protein of 624 amino acids. Gene Ontology annotation, biological process: defense response to virus; regulation of innate immune response; dGTP catabolic process. NCBI's taxonomy places the organism in Eukaryota, Metazoa, Chordata, Actinopteri, Cichliformes, Cichlidae. Gene Ontology annotation, molecular function: dGTPase activity; protein binding. The transcript is spliced from 16 exons.